UGACUCCCCGCCAGCUAACUCAGGCGAUUGGUUGAACCUAGUGGUAAGAGCUUUAUCUCGUAGUGAACAUGUGUGAUACGUGUUACAAAUAUCAGGAUUUAUAAACAUGUUACAGUAACAACCAGCUUAUCCCCGGGAGAGAUGAGGAACCACUGGUAAGAUUUUUAAAACGCCCCACCCACCUUUUCGUUAGUGCACGUAACAAAAGAAUGCGGUCACUUGUAAGCAUCUUAUAACAAUUAAACAGUAGCAGGAUGUGGUAUUGUCGGUGUCAAUUGUUUAUUGAGAUGAGAAUUUAGCCUCAUUUAUAACAGAGAGAAAUGACUAUGGUGGAAACUAUAUACAUGCCAAGUGAGAACAAUAUUCAUGGCAAAAGUAAGACGCUGAUCGGAGUGCAAAAUGGUGGGAAACUUUCAAAUGGAUGCCACCUGAAAACAAAACAAGCUGUUGAAGACAGUAACGUGACGUGGGAGAAUGACUUUUUUGAAUCUUUUGAAGAAACUCCCAUGCCUGCUGCCAUAUCUACAUACAUUGGGUACCUCAUUCUAGUGGCUGUUGGACAUGUACGAGAGUUCUUUAAGAGCAUUGGGAUUGGAGUUGUGAAAGGUGUUGCAGAGCCAAGAAUUCCUGGAUUUGUGCCUUUGUAUCAGACAUGGGAGAGCUUUUACUCUUGGUACGUGUACCGCCGCAUUCAGGACUGUUUUUGUCGGCCUGUCGGUAGUGUUCCCGGGGCCAAGAUGACUGUCAUGGAUCGAGAGAGUAAAGACAAUGGCUGGCAUUUCUACUACACAGGGAAACAAACCACUGUAUUAAACUUUGGCUCUUACAAUUAUCUGGGAUUUUCUCAGAAUUCAGGACCUUGCGCUGAGGAGGUAGAAGAAACCAUAAAAAAUUACGGAGUCAGUGUUUGUGCCAGUCGCCAGGAAUUUGGUUACCUGGACUUACACAAACAGAUGGACGACCUCGUGGCCGAUUAUCUGGGAGUGGAGGACGCCUUUACAGUGCCUAUGGGGUUCGCUACAAAUUCUAUGAAUAUUCCUUCACUUGUUGGAAAGGGUUGCUUGAUAUUGAGUGAUGAACUAAAUCAUGCGUCUCUGAUUUUGGGUUGUCGUCUCUCUGGUGCCAAAAUACGAACCUUCAAACACAACUGUAUGAAAGAUCUAGAGAAAAAACUACGAGAGGCGAUUGUAGAUAAACAGCCCAGAACACAUCGUCCUUGGAAAAAGAUUUUAAUUGUGGUGGAAGGAGUUUAUAGUAUGGAAGGUUCAAUUGUGAAAUUGCCAGAGGUGCUCAAUUUGAAGAAGAAAUAUAAAGCCUAUUUAUAUUUAGAUGAAGCCCAUAGUAUAGGUGCCAUAGGACCCCAUGGGAAGGGAGUGGUGGAUUAUUUUGGGCUCAAUCCCCGAGAUGUAGACAUCAUGAUGGGGACAUUUACCAAAAGUUUUGGUGCGGUUGGGGGAUACAUUGGUGGAUCAAAGGCCUUGGUAAACCACAUUAGACUGUACUCCCAUUCAGCCAUCUAUUCCAGCAGUAUGGCCCCUGGCAUUGCUCAACAAAUCCUCUCCUCCAUGAAAAUCAUGCUGGGCAGAGAUGGAACCAGAGAAGGUGAGAAGAGAAUCCAGCAGUUGAAAUGGAACACGCGCUACUUCAGGAGGCGGCUUCAGGAGAUGGGCUUUAUAUUGUACGGAAACAAAGAUUCCCCUGUGGUGCCAUUACUCAUGUUUAUGCCUUCCAAAAUAGCAAAAUUCUCCCGAGAGGCGCUGAAGAGGGGGAUGGGUGUGGUUGUCGUAGGUUUCCCAGCCACCCCGAUGACAAAAUGUCGGGCCAGAUUCUGUCUGUCAGCUUCCCAUACCAAGGAAAUGUUAGACGAGGCCCUUCACAUUACUAGUGACAUUGGAGACCUUCUAGCCAUCAAAUAUUCUAAGGCAGCCCCGCCAUCUUAUUCUGAAAAUGAUGUUUCUCUGGUAGAGGAUGACAGUGAGAAUGCAGUGGAGGGGUCAUGACAAAUAUUGUCAACAUAAAUUAGCAUUUAUCUAGUCCCCGCAUUCAGGUUCAUAGUUCAGGAGCUGCAGUAGGAUUCAACCUCAAGCUUUUUCAUUCUUUUUUGUAUUCUUAUUGUCCAUGUACUUGUACAUGUUUAUAUAUAUGUAAACUUAUGUGGCCUUCAAAGAAGCACACCAAAGAUGAACAAAAUAAAAAAAAAAUUAAUAUUUGUAAACAUAACUUAUAUAAAGUAGAAACAGAAAAUUCAUGGAGGAUUAAAGUUUUGUUGAUUUAAAAUUCUUCAAUAAAAUUAUACCUGACAAAAUAGAGAUAAGCUAUCCGCUCUAUAAUAAAUUUAUGAAGCAGAACUCUACAUUUUUUUGUACUCUAUACUCAAAGAAUUAAUUUUGAAUGUUGUGUAAAAUUUUUGUUCAGAUUUUGUUUUACAUUGGAGGACCUCUUUUAAUAUAUGGUGUACAAUGUACAUGUACAGUAUAUGUAUCAGUAACUGAAAGUUAUUUAUUUCAAAGCUUUAAUUUUUUUUAAGGAUCUUUUUUAAGGAAAAUUGAAUUUUUUAAUCAAGGUCUUUUUUAUAAUACAAUGUGUGUUUAUAAUUUUUUUGCUUUUCUUACAUCCCUUAUCAGGUUGUUUUUAAAAUGUUUUUAUCUACAUGCGUUAUAUGGAAAGAAAGAUAUAUUUUGUUUUGAAAUGGCUUUGUAUAUUUUAUUUUUUCAAUAGUUCAUAUCAUUUUAUGUUACAAGUAUAUCAUUACAUUUAACUUCAUAGUUUCAUUAUUAUUUAUUUAUAUUUAAAUAGUUUUGCAUUUGUAAGGGAGUUUUCAGUGAUAUGUGAUAAGCUUCUUCCAUCUUAUUUUUUAAAAGAUACAUUUGUAUAAUCAAGCAUAUAAUGCAUAGUUUUAUUUUGUAAAUACAUGCAUUACUCUGUAGAACAGCUAUUAACACCAUUAUCACAUAGUCUUAAGCUUGUUUUCUGUUGAGGGUAAAUGGAAUUUGUCUAUUCUGCUGACACUUCCUUUUUCCGUAACUGAUAAAAAAAAACUGACUACAGUAUUUGUGGUUACGGAAAUGGCAGAGAAAUUAUGAUUGGGAAUGAGUCAUGUGGUUCAUUGUUUGACUUUGAAUCUCCUUCAUUAUAUGAGAUUACAUGCAACAUAAAUUAUUCUAAUGUAAUGAGAAGGUGCUUUAAGCAGAUCACAGAUCCUGUAUUUUUAUAUUCAUGUAUAUAUAGAGUUCAAUAAAUGACCUCAAUAAAAGCUA
This is a messenger RNA of Saccostrea cuccullata (small rock oyster), 3257 nucleotides long. Its product is annotated as serine palmitoyltransferase 2-like. Lineage: Eukaryota; Metazoa; Mollusca; Bivalvia; Ostreida; Ostreidae. Gene Ontology annotation, cellular component: serine palmitoyltransferase complex. The record is from RefSeq and is a predicted model, not a curated record. The transcript has 13 exons. Gene Ontology annotation, molecular function: serine C-palmitoyltransferase activity; pyridoxal phosphate binding. The coding region runs from base 321 to 2000 and encodes 559 amino acids. Gene Ontology annotation, biological process: ceramide biosynthetic process; sphingosine biosynthetic process.